Manihot esculenta (cassava) is the source of this 1194-nucleotide messenger RNA. Its product is annotated as zinc finger protein ZAT10. The record is from RefSeq and is a predicted model, not a curated record. Gene Ontology annotation, molecular function: DNA-binding transcription factor activity. The transcript has a single exon. Bases 62 to 931 code for a protein of 289 amino acids. NCBI's taxonomy places the organism in Eukaryota, Viridiplantae, Streptophyta, Magnoliopsida, Malpighiales, Euphorbiaceae. Gene Ontology annotation, biological process: response to stress.
AUAUGGGUUUGAUGUUGGAGAAGGGACAAGUUCUUUCAAUUGACUUAGAAUCAGUCUUAACAUGCACGCACAUUUAAUUUGCACAUCCCUUACUUCACUCCCAACAACUUAUAUCCGACGUUCUCCCUUCUUUCUUUCCACUCAUCAAGCACUUUCCUCUCACUUUUCCCAGAAAUAUUACAAAUCCCCCCUUGAUCUUCAACACCCUCCUCAUAUAACACCACCCCUCUGCUUCUCAACCCAUAAUCUCUAUCUCCUCAUCAUCAUUCUCCUUGAUAUGGCUCUUAAAGCUCUGGGUUCCUCAUCUUCUUUGUUGCAUAAUGAUCAUGUAGACCUCCAUUCUCUUGAACCUUGUGUUAAGAGAAAACGAACUAAACGUUCACGUUUGGAAGAUUUACCUACUGAAGAGGAAUACUUAGCUCUCUGCCUUCUCAUGCUUGCCAAAGGCACCCACGACCCUCCACCAACACCGCCGACAUUGUUAAAACUCUGUUAUAAGUGCAAAGUUUGCAACAAAGCUUUCUCAACUUAUCAGGCUCUGGGUGGACACAAAGCUAGCCAUCGGAAACUUAUGGGAGUAGUUGACGACCAAUCCGCUACUCCUUCCCCCAUGGUAACUACUACGAGAACGCCCGCUUCUUCUGUCAGUUUAAGUGGCAGGACUCACAAGUGUUCCAUCUGCCAUAGGACUUUUCCGUCCGGACAGGCUCUAGGUGGACACAAGCGGCGCCACUAUGAUGGUGGUAGUAAUAGUGGCGUCGGAAAUAGCAGUGACAAGGAAAAUAAAGAAUUGGAAGGUGUGAACUCGACCCUGAUUAGCCAACUUGACUUUGAUUUGAACGUUCCUACCUUGCCGGAGUUUCCCAUGGUUGACGUUGACCGCAAGCCAAAAAGUAAACUUCCCAGCAGCGGUGGAGAUUCCUCUUCCUGAGAUCUGGAGAGGUCAAUUACAGUGACUGAGGAGGCGAAAACGCAUGGAAUUUGCCUGUGAUCAGAGCAUGAUCAUAGUGAUAAUGAUUAGAGUGGACUUUUUAUUUAUUUAUUUUUAAAUUUAAUGUGAUUCUUUUUUGAAUGAUUUUUUUAAAAUUAAGUUGUACAUAAUCAAGAGUAUUAAUUUCUUCGAAAAAAAAAUAAAAUUAAGUUGUUCAUGAUCAUAGUGAUAAUGAUGAGUUUUUAUUUGCCUAUUGGGCUGAA